Messenger RNA from Frankliniella occidentalis (western flower thrips), 2122 nucleotides. Its product is annotated as acyl-coenzyme A thioesterase 9, mitochondrial. NCBI's taxonomy places the organism in Eukaryota, Metazoa, Arthropoda, Insecta, Thysanoptera, Thripidae. Gene Ontology annotation, molecular function: fatty acyl-CoA hydrolase activity. Gene Ontology annotation, biological process: acyl-CoA metabolic process. The record is from RefSeq and is a predicted model, not a curated record. The coding region runs from base 140 to 1498 and encodes 452 amino acids. The transcript has 11 exons. Gene Ontology annotation, cellular component: mitochondrion.
CGAAGACGGUUCGUGCGUUCGGUCGCAGGAUCUGUCAAAAAGACCCAUCUCUGACGUCUUUAGAGCUUUCUGCUUCACUGCAAGGGGCAAAAUCCAAGUUAAGAAACGACCAAUACACUUUGAUCAGCACAGGUAGAACAUGUCAGCUCACGCUUUGUUGACAUUAUUUCGAUUGAAUACAAGAAAACCUUCACAAUGGAUGGGAUUGAGUUACAAGAACAUUCUCCAUUCAAGAAGGUAUGGCCAUCUUCGUGGACAAGAACCUGUAGCGCCAGUUCAGACAAUUGCUGAGAUGAGGGAAAAGCUACAUAAAAUUAUGGGGAUUCAAAAAGGAUACACUCCUCUCAAAGUUGACCGAACUCAUCUCUUGGAAAUGCUUCCCACCAGCCAGGCCGAGCUUCCUGUUAAAACUAUGAAUGAUAGUUUUGACCAUGCUGUCAUACCAUUGAGCACUGAUCUUGACAUGAGAGAAAAGUAUUCUACUCUUCACGGGCAUGUCAGACUAGGACGACUCAUGGAAGACAUGGACAUAUUUGCUGUCUGGUUAUCAUUUAAGCAUAUUGAGAAUCCCAAGCAAUUACCAGAUCUUCCCACUCCAUACAAUAUUGUUACUGUCUUGGUAGAUCAAAUUGAUUUUACGUCUGUUGUUCCAACCCCUGAUGCAGACAUUCGCCUCUCUGGGCAUGUUUCAUGGGUGGGGAAAUCCACUAUGGAAGUUGUGGUAUGGUUAGAACAAUUUCAACAUGGAGCAUGGAGAAAAAUUACCAGGGCAAUUUUCCUUAUGGCUGCACGAAAUUCUACCAACACUCAUUCAGCAUGUAUCAACAGUUUGAAACCUACUGAUGAAGAAGAAAAGAAAAUUCUUGAUGGCGGAAUUGCCCGCAAACUUAGAAGAACUCAAGUUCAGAAAGCCAAUUUGCUUCGAAUUGCUCCAGACAUAAAUGAACAGCACAUUAUUCAUCAACUGUUUUUGGAUACUGUUGACCCUCGAGAUAUAACAUUUGAGCAGCGAGCACUUCCCCCAAAUGGUCGCUGGAUGUCUGACACCCUUGUUACCAAUAUUAUUAAUUCUCAUCCUGAGGACAGAAACUUGCACAAUACAGUUUUUGGUGGAUUUUUAAUGAGGCAGGCUGUUGAACUCUCAUCAACUUGCUGUUUUGCUCACAGCUAUUUUAAGCCUCGCCUCAUCUGUAUGAGUGACAUAGUGUUUCAUCAUCCAGUUGAAGUUGGAGCACUGUUACGAAUGCAUGCUAAAGUUGUAUAUGCAGAAAUGGAUCAUGCCCAAGUUAUGACCCAUGCAGAGGUCACAGAUCCAUAUGGAGGGACAAAAAAGACAACAAAUGUAUUUAAUUUUACCUACAAGAUUCCUCAAAUUGCUCGUAAAGUCUACCCAUCUUCGUAUCAUGAGGCUAUGGCAUACUUAGAUGGUCGCCGUCAUUUCCAGCAUGCCUUGGGACUUACUGGUAAAACAGAGCCUAAUUUUACGAAAGGUCUCUAACUGCUGUUAUUUUUCUUUUCAUCUAAUGGUUCCUCUGUAUGAAUCAUCUAUAUGGAUCAUCUAAAAGAUCUAAAGGAAGUAACAAGAAAAAACAAAAUUUUGCUUCUUGUGUUAACUUUAUUAAGAGUUAUUAAUAGUUCUAGCGAAUGGAGUAGAAACGCAAACUAUUUUCCUACUCAUCGUGUACAAGCUCCUUUGUGUCUCCCAGGUACAAAUGUCAAGCACAAUAAGAGAAUCGGAGAUAAACAAUGUGCCUACAAAUCUCACAAAAGACCAUAGGAAAUUAAAGAUAUUUAAUUUUCCUUCAUAUUUAAUUUUUUGGAGUAUAUUUGAGGCUAUUUUAAAAUAUUUAAUGUACUUAAGAAGUUUUAAGAAAUAUUGCUUGAUUCUGUUAUUAGUUUUUUAUCUAUCCCCAGUGAGAAAUGGCAGUUGAAUUGACAUUGAAACAAUUUCGAAAUGGUGGAAUCGACGUCGAAAUGAUAUAGUUUAGAAACUAAUUUUUCACUGGGUCUUGUCUGUGAUCCCAGAUAUUCACAUUUCAGGGACAUGUCCACCGCUAACCCUCUGUAAUUUCAUUAUGACUUACGUUUUAGUACUUGUUUCCUCAUUUCAAUUUUUUUUUUU